Molecule: messenger RNA, 9305 nt
Organism: Crotalus tigris (Tiger rattlesnake)
Lineage: Eukaryota; Metazoa; Chordata; Lepidosauria; Squamata; Viperidae
Gene: GAREM1
Product: GRB2 associated regulator of MAPK1 subtype 1
Exons: 7
Coding region: 1112-3832 (906 amino acids)
Biological process (GO): epidermal growth factor receptor signaling pathway; cellular response to epidermal growth factor stimulus
Molecular function (GO): proline-rich region binding
Source: RefSeq, a predicted model, not a curated record
UUGAACUUGGGUUUCUCUGCUGCUGAUCACUGUUAUAACCAUUAACUUUCUCAGUAAGUAGUAUAAGGCUGCAUGUCAUGCUAGGCUGUGUGCGUUUUGGAUCAGUUGUGCUCAUAUGGUUCACAGUGCUAAUAGUUCACAUAAGAUAUAUUAAAAAGCACUGUACCAGCAUCUUCUAUAAUGGCUGUCAUUGUGUCCUACUCCACAUCUUUAUAUGUUUUCAAUCAUUUUGAAAGAAUAGUAAAAAUUGUCCUUGGUUUGCCCUAUAACAAAAAACUUGGGUCAAGAUUACAAGCAGGUUGAGCAAGUACCCGCAAGUACAUUUUGUGCAACUCAAUCACAACUGGUUUAAUUUGAAAAACUACAUUAACCAUGAUUUAGUGUAUUGUGUGAACAUAGCUUCAAGGAAUUCAAGGGGAUUUAACUCCCAAAUGAGGCUGUUCUGCUGCAGCAGAACACAGCAGCCAAAAAAAUAUUGGUCAGGCUUUCUCAUUAUGAUCGGCACAAGCUAUUUCUUCUGAAGGUAAAUCCCAGUUUUUUCUGCUUCUUUCCUUUAAGCCGAAGCACCGAAGCUUGCAGUUUUAAGAAAAAAUAAAUAACAAUAGUAACAUUUUACUGAUUCCAGCCUGAACUGGGGUAGCCAAACUGCAUGCCUUUUUAGCGGUCGGGAGAGGGAGCGAGAGGGCCAGAAUUGGCGGCAGGCGGGCGGGCGGUUGUCCGUCCCUCUCCCCCCCCCUUCCCUGGUUGAUUAGGGAAGGAGGGAGCGCCGGGGCUUCACUUUCCCUGGGAGUGGAGAAGAGGAGGAGCGCAAACUGCGCAGGCGUCUCUCGCACCUUGUUGAUUAGUCAGUCCCCUGUGCUGGGAUGGCGUUUACUGGGUCAACUGGAGCUACUAGCGAAAGAGUCAGGGGGAGCGACAGCAGCCGCCUUUGCAACCCACGCCGCGGCCGGCGGAGUAGCAGCGGUCGGUGCCAAGUCACCUUGCCGUUGAGCCAAGUCCAGAAUGGCUCGGGAAGGCGACCGCAGCAACACUAGAGGCUGAGGGAAGAGUGCAGCUUUCCCCAAAGACUUCGCCGCCGCUUGGAUCUUCCGAUCGAAAGAAGGGCGGGAAGAUGGAUGCGGCCCCCUCGCCGGGCUUCAGUCUGAAGGAUGUGAAAUGGAGCUCCGUGUCCAUCCCUUUGGACCUUCUGGUUAGCACUUACCGCUUGCCCCAGGUCGUCAAGCUGGACGGCGGUAGUAUGAUGAACUACUUGUGCAAUCAAACCUCUGUGAUGACGGGCACACAGAAAACUUCUUCCUCACAAUCAGGAGAACCUAUAGAAGGUCUUCGAGAGAGUGAUUACCUAUUGAUUCAUUCAUGCCGACAGUGGACAACUAUUACAGCUCAUAGUCUAGAGGAGGGCCAUUACGUCAUAGGACCGAAGAUAGAAAUUCCAGUGCAUUAUGCCGGGCAGUUUAAGCUGCUGGAACAAGACCGUGAUAUUAAGGAGCCAGUGCAGUAUUUUAACAGUGUGGAGGAGGUGGCUAAAGCAUUUCCUGAACGAGUUUACGUCAUGGAGGAAAUAACAUUCAACGUUAAGGUGGCUUCAGGUGAAUGCAAUGAAGACACAGAAGUUUAUAAUAUUACUCUUUGCACAGGAGAUGAGCUCACAUUAAUGGGACAAGCAGAAAUCUUAUAUGCAAAAUCUUUGAAGGAAAAGUCACGGCUCAAUACCAUUUUUAAGAAAAUUGGAAAACUCAAUUCCAUUAGCAAAUUGGGCAAAGGCAAAAUGCCUUGCUUGAUUUGCAUGAACCAUCGGACCAAUGAGAGUAUUAGCCUACCUUUCCAGUGUAAAGGACGAUUCAGCACACGUAGUCCCUUAGAGCUGCAAAUGCAAGAAGGGGAGCAUACCAUUCGAAACAUCGUGGAGAAGACACGGCUCCCAGUCAAUGUGAAUGUGCCAAGCCCUCCCCCACGGAAUCCUUAUGACUUGCAUUUUGUCCGUGAAGGGCACCGUUACAAGUUUGUUAAUAUUCAAACCAAGACAGUUGUGGUUUGCUGUGCACUAUAUAGUAAUAAAAUUAUUCCAAUGCACUUUCCUUUGCAUUUAGCUCUUCCAAAGUUUACCCUUCCAGAAAGUCUUGUGAAAGGAGAAGUAUGGCAUGAAGCCUUUGUGAAGCACUGGUUUGGCCUCUGUCAAGAGCAGUUUGAUAUUGAUGAAUAUUCUCGUGCUGUGAGAGAUGUAAAAGCUGACUGGAAUGAAGACUGCAAAAGCCCACAAAAAAGUCGACCCACCAGCCACAACCAUGUGCCAAACUCUCUCAGUUAUGCUCGGGAUGAGUUGACCCAGUCUUUCCACCGUCUCUCAGUCUGUGUUUAUGGAAACAACCUCCAUGGAAAUAGUGAGGUGAACCUUCAUGAUUGCAGAGACUUGUGUAAUGAGUGGGCUUUAUCUUCUCAUGAUGCUUUGCAAGAUUCUAGGGAUGGAAGCUGUAACUACCCUUUCCCUGAAAUUAGUGAAGAAACAGUUUCUUUACCUCCUAAACUGGAACUUCCAUAUGAAGAACUAUGGUUGGACAAAGAGGAUAGGAAAGUGAAUGAUCAGCCACUUACUCGCUCACAGAGCGAAAAGAACAAAUGUGACAACUACAGGAGUUCUUUCCGGUCCAAGGGUGGUACAGCUUCUCUGCCAGCACCUGGAUCUUUAGUAGCAACAGCAAAAUCCUCAGAUGUUUCCCUACCUCCACCACCUGUGCCUCCUAAAUCAGAAGCGGUCAGAGAGGAAUGUAGACUCUUGAAUGCUCCUCCUGUCCCACCACGCAACUCAAAGCCAACAUCUACUAGCCCUUCUAUUCCUCCACGGAUGAGCAAACCUGUGCAGCAGCAAACUCGUUCUCCUAGUCCAACACUUUCAUAUUAUUCAUCAGGACUGCAUAAUAUCAGCACCACAGAAGGAGAUGCUGAAAACUCUUCUGAGAUUAUUCCUGUAACUUGUUAUCCGUGUGUUAUGGGGAAAAAAGACCUGCAAGAAGUUGACAACAAAUUGCCUUUGGGAAGCCCGUCUGCUGAUGCUUUGUUCUCUAGACUUUCAUGGCCAAAUCAUUUUUCUGGAGCUGCUGAAGGCCUUACUAGGAGUGAGUUUCUGUUGGAUCCAAGCAGAAGUUAUAGCUAUCCAAGGCAGAAGACUCCCAACACACCAAAGAGAAGUUGUCCAGCACCUUUUACAUUCAAUUUUGACAGAAAUGAAGUCUCUGCAGGGGAUGUACCGCCAGCUACAACUGAGGUAGAAUGCACCAUGCCCAGUUGCCCAAAAUCAGCAAGUUACUCACUUGAAUAUACCGAUGAAAAAAGUUUGGCAGUAAGUGGUACAUUGCAGUCACUUUCUUGCCCUGCCUUACCCCCUCGUGCACCAAAGAUGGUAGAGGAGAAGCCAGGGUUUGACUUGUGUCCCGGGUCUCUCAGAAUAGAUGGUGCUGAGGAGGAUCCUCUCAGGAGCUCUCCAGACCUUUCUGAAGACCAGUAUCUGGGUAAAAAAAGCAUGCAAGACCUCUUCUCAGUUUCUUAUUCUUUCUCAUCACCCCUUCAUCUUCAGUUAGCACCAAGAUCUUGUGGUGAUGGUUCACCAUGGCAGCCACCCGUAGAUCUGUCUGGGCUUUCCAUUGAAGAAGUAUCUAAGUCUCUGCGAUUUAUAGGCUUAUCCGAGGAUGUCAUAACACUUUUUGUUACUGAAAAAAUUGAUGGCAACUUGCUUGUCCAGCUCAAUGAAGAGAUCCUUUCUGAGGACUUUAAACUCAGCAAACUACAAGUUAAAAAAAUAUUGCAAUUUAUUAAUGGCUGGAGACCUAAAAUGUAGUGCUGACCAGUUCAACAAAAUGAACUGAAGUAUGCUGAAACUAACUCACAAUCUACCAUUUUUAAUUUUUUAUUGCACUAAGUCCUUCCUUCCUUCCUUCCUUCCUUCCUUCCUUCCUUCCUUCCUUCCUUCCUUCCUUCCUUCCUUCCUUCCUUCCUUCCUUCCUUCCUUCCUUCCUUCCUUCUGUAAAUAGUAGGAGAAAAACAGUAAUUACUAUGCAGAUAAUUUUGGGUGUUAAGCAAACACUUUUGUACAUAAUAGAAGGAUAAAGGUGUGCCUUUUGCAUCCCUGAACAUUCAACAGCUGCUAAAUAGUGGACAUUAAAGGGAAUUAAUUUGUUCUCAUGUAGUCUAGUGAGACAUAUUUAUUACUAUGGGUUAGCAAAACUGGUGCACAAAUCAGUUAUUUUUAUUAUUUUUAUUAUUGCAUUUCCCUGUAAUCUUUUUUUCUUUUUGGGUUCUUAUUUUAAUAAUUAUAGUCAUUGCCUUCUGUUUUUAUUGGUUGAACAGAAAGUGUCAAAUAUUCCAUCUCUGCACUUUGUUCUUGUUGUAGAUUCAUUUUUAUAAGAUUCCCAGGUUGUAAUAAAUAAUGGAUCCAUAUUUCAAUGCAAAAAUAAAAAAUAAUAAAAUCCACCACAGUCUUGGCAGAUAGAUUCUUGCACCCAACAGGAGGUGAUUUUUUUUUACAUAGCAUACCAUUAAUGAAAAGAAAGCGGUAAAGGCUUUUGAUGUCUAGUAGGCGCAUAAGAUUAAGAAUAUACUAUUUUAAUAAUUUCAAAGAUAAUAGCUCGGUGUCAACCAAGAGCAGAAUAAUUGCAUUUAAACGUUUUUCUAACUACUUUUCAAACUAUUGAAAUAUUUACAUAUAUUCUGAGCAAAUGGCAAUGCCUUAGUUUAAUUUGGAAUAAUUGGUAAAGAUCAUUAUCUCCACUGUUUAUGUAUAAAGUACAUUUAAAAUUAGAAUGGAUAUUAGAGUGAAUUUAAAGUUCAGUUGUAACUUCAGUUAAAGAAGUAAGAAACUGAGUGAUUCAAUGAUUUCUUCCUGAUGAUUCAUAUUCUUUUUUUCCUUAAUAUUCUUAAAAAUGCAUACAAUUAAGGAAGAAGAAAACCUGAUCUAUUAAUCUAAAUUAAAAGAAUCCACAUUCCAAACACUAAACCUGUCUAAUCAAAAUGAAACAGAAUAAUUUUCUUAAAGCAUUUUUUUGCUUAGGAGAAUAAAAAUGAUGUAUGUAUAUUAUAAAUUUUUGGUAUAUCUGACAUGCAUUUGAUUAAGCGGCAGUGGAUGUUAAUCUAUUUACCCCAUAUUUGUUUUGACUGUAACAGACUUAAAAUUGGACAAACCUCAAGCUUUUGGAAUUUAUUUUAGAGAAAUCCUGAGAUUCAGCAUUGCUGGAGGACUUGUACUAAAUAUAUUAUAAUAUUGUGCUUCUGAGCACAUGUUUAGUCCACAUACUUUUUCCUCUCCAAGUAUUCUUUAUCAGGAACCCAUUAUGGUAGAGGGCAGAGGAAGUUAUUAAGCAGUUGGAAACCAGAAACUGUCACCAAUCAAUGACAGUUUAAAACCAAAGAUCUACUAGAACAUCUCAAUCUACUUUCUGUUCCCACCUAUCAUGUUCAGCAAAAAAACUAAUAUCUCUAUAAGGGAAAAUGGGUCUAAUGUACCACCACUCAUUCCUUUGCAUAUUUAACUAUUAAAUAGCAAGAAUAAAUGAUUCCAUGUAUGUACUUUAAGUAAAAAAAACUAUACACUCUCCCAUCUCUUUAUGGCCUUGUUGCAAUAUUUCUGAAUGUGAUAUUUGCAUUUGUUUUUCAUCUGUUAUCCUUGUAUCAGGAUACUAUAAGGCUUGUUUGGAAACCUGACAGAAGACUGCAUACCAUAUAUGAGAGGAAGAAGCUAUGUUUUGGCCAUUAGAAGAAAAUUGUGACCUUUAUAAUCUGACACACACACAUACACACACACAACUUGGCAAAUUCAAACAGUCCUAAUUCAGCAAACUGUAUAAAGAAAGUGAUUUGAAAGUUAAUGCCUUUAAAAUUAAUGGAUGUUGGAGCCCAUUUGCAUAGAACUUUUUGGUAUGAACAGGCCAGCAGUGCAAUUUGAUUUUCAGAAAGGUGUGAAUAAUUUGGCUAUAUGCAGACAAUCUUAGAAAUUUCUAUGAUAUAAUGUCUAUCAGAAAUCAUACUUUAGUCCCAAAAGUGCUAUGUACAUGCAAGAAAGGAAUGGUUUGAACUAUUAUCCUAUUGAUUGUGUUACAUAAUAGGAUUAUGCCAAGAUGAGAGCUUCUAGGAUGGGUAAUAGGAAAUAAUUAACCGUAGGGUCUUCUUACACUAGUAUCACCACCUCAGAUUGGGCUCUGGUGCUAAUAGGGCCUGUAAAGGCCUGUGAUGAGAAGAAACAUGGAGAAAAUGAAGGAAAUCCAGAACAAUGAGUACUGCAAAUUUCUAGAUCAAGGUUCAGGGCAGGAGGGAAUGAAGACAUAUAGACUGUUGCAGUAAGUAGAGACCAGUAGGGAUCAACCUAAUAACUGCAAUAUCCAGAGAGAGGAACUGCUAAAUGUUCAAUAAGUGAAGGUGACAUGCUUUCACAGUUGCUGCUAUAAAUAGCAGAAGAAAAAGCAUAACUAGCAUAAUCCUGAUGUUCCUGAUGAUCAACACUGGAACUAGCUCAGAGCGGCUGAACAAGCAAAGGGAGAGAUCUCAUAACUCAGUUUGAAGUAGCAGGAUCUUUAUCAAUUCCCACCCUGGUACAUUGAUCUUUCUUGCUCCUUUAUCUUCCCUUCCAGAGGCUGAAUUCGAGGUUUUAACUUAUAAUUGUCCACUGCCUGGAUAUAUGUAAUAAUACUAGUCAGUUGUAAGAUUAGUUGUGGUAUUCAUAUGCACGGGGACUCUAUGCAAGGAAUGGUGCUAAUUCUUGAAACCCUGUCCAUUUAUACAAAGACUCUAGUAACUUCUAACUGAAUAGUAUGUCCAGACUGGAACAAUGUGAGACCACGCACUUGUACAGGUUACCAUAACUUUCUUGUGCUGUUAUGCAAAUACUUUGAAGAAGGAAAAAUAUUCUUGUUGAUUUCCUCAUAGAGUGAAUCAUCCUGGACAUAUUUAGACACCAUCUAAUAUCUGGUUCGAAAAAUGAUUGUGAUGAAAACGAUUAGCUGAAAAUACAACAUGAAAAGUUUGCUUUAGGCAGAGCUUUGAAUAUACUCUUGCUAUUGAAUCCCACAGUAGAGGAUUUUGCAGAGGAAACACUUUAUAAUAAUUCCUUAGACCUGAAUACACAAUGUUAUACCACAGGACUUCAAGUGGAUUUCCUUAUACCUGUAGGAGAAUGGAACCAGGGGAACUAAUGCCAGCUAUGUGUCUGCAUUGUCAUCGAUAAUCAAAUGCCUAAACUAUAAUGCAUUGUGUUGCAGAAUUUAACAAAAUCCCUCAGGGUUGUCCAUUCAGCAGUGGCCCACUAAUGAAAAGAAUUCCUAUUUUUACCUUCAAUCUAUUCUAGAAAUGCAUUCAAUCUUUCAAGACAGAUUCUAAGGAUGCAUUAAAGAGAAAACGAAGAUACAGAACUCAGGAACACACAUGAACACUAUAUAGCAGCAAAGAGAUUCAAAAAUCUCUUAACGUGUUGCUGUCAUAUUUUGGCAACUGGAGGCUUCAAAUCAGUGUUGACUCCUGGCAACUACCUGGACAACUUGCUGCAGUUUUCUUGGGAAGAUUUUUAGAAAUAGUUUGCCAUUGCCUUCUUUCUAGGACUGGGAGAGAAUGACUAGCCCAAAGUCACCCAGCUGGUUUCAUGCCUAAGGCAGGGCUAGAAUUUGUGGGUUUCCUAGUAUCUUGGUGCCUUAACUACUAUGUUAAACUGGCUCUUUUAGAUAACUUAGUGGUUAUCUAACUUCUUGCAGCCCAGAUCUAAAUCAUUCCCUAUGAAAGGUAUAUUUAUUUCAUGAGAUGAAAUCCAUUUGUGCAAAGCUGGAUGUACAAUCUUAAUAAUGUUUUCCAAGAAAUAAAUUUGUUUGAGUUAGAAAAUAUUAUGGACUUUGAUAAUGAUAGGUAUUCUUCUAAGUAUGCAUAUACUGUAAUACAGAGAUAAUGACAAACUGCUAAUGGUAAAAAGAAAAAAAAUCUAAUAGCUUUCUCCAAUCUGGAAAAUGUAUCAUAUUCCAUACAUUUUGAGAUUAGUCACAAUGGCUAGAAAUUUUGAAAUUUUAGGUGCUAUAAUAUCUGGAGGACCUCUGGUAAAGAAGAACAUCUUACAGAAUGCCUGAUGUAUAGUAUACUUUUACAUAUGUCAUAUUGCAAGUGGUUCAAUAGAAUUAGAAAGAGUGGAUCAAUGUAAUGGUUAAAGUUAUCCUGAAAUAAAAUAACAAUGUAUGAUUUUAUAGAUUCCUACGUAGCAGGUCUCACUCCUCAAAACUGCAAUAUUAUAAAAAACCUUACUGUCACUUCCUCCCCAUUCCCCCAUAUAGUAUUUCAAACACAGUAUUUAAGGCACAGUGGAGAAUAGUGAUGCAUUGAGUCAUUCCUGAAGGGGCAUGGAAUUCUCUUUCAUGAAAUGCAUGCUAUUAGUCUGAAGACUGAAUAGGUCUUGGUUAGUUUGAUUAAAAGAUAGCUUAGCAUUACCCAUUCCAGAUCAUAAAAAUCUUGUGUCUUAUCUAAAUCAUCCCAAAGGUUUAUUAGAAGCUUGAAAUAAGCAAAUUCAUAAUUUUACAAUUACUCAGUUAAGUUCACAGCCUCUGAGAAAUUAGAGGAGGAUAUAUAAUUAUUAAAAAUGAGGAACAAACAGCAUCUAAAGUAAAAACAGAUUUAAGUUACACAAAUCCAAUUUCACACUGGAAUAAAGAACUGGCAACAGUAUUCAGAAACUGUUUGACUGCAUUGUAGCUACUUCCUAAAGCAAAAUGAAUGAAUGGUGUUUAGGAUGCCUUAUGCAUAUAUCCCUACUCAAAGUUGUGUUAUGUUUGGAACAAUUGCAAUUUAAACAUCAAUUUCCAAAACUUAUUUUUUAAAUGCAAAUUGUAAUUUACCUUUCAGUAGAAAAAUGAUACUAGAAAACAAGCACCUGUGGCAUCUCUCAUUCAUAAAAAGAAGCUGAAAGCUAAGUGGGAUAUAAAAGCCUUGCAAAUAUAUUUAGGACAGAAGUUUUUGUCUUAAUUAGCAAUGGAUUUAAUUUGUGAAUAAAGAAAUUUGUUGGGCUGGGUAUAAAAUUAUUUUAUUCGCACUAUAUCAAAAAGCUUCUAGAUUCCAUACUACUAUUCAGUUUCAUGUUUCUAAGAAAUGUUUCAGAACAAAAUUGACUUAGUAAGAAUAUUCAUUGUUACAUUUGUGAAAUUUGUGCUGGUCUAUAUAUCUCCAUUAAAAUGUUAAGAUAAAAAACAAUUAUUUAAACCAGGAGUAAAGAAUUAACGCUAUAACGUAUAUAAAGACAUGUCAGUAUUGUAUUGUAAGUAUAUUUGUUUAUUAAAGAUACUAUUUUCAUGAUA